Molecule: messenger RNA, 1774 nt
Organism: Mitosporidium daphniae
Lineage: Eukaryota; Fungi; Microsporidia
Product: DJ-1/PfpI family protein
Exons: 2
Source: RefSeq, a predicted model, not a curated record
AUGGGAAGGAAUCUCUAUGCCCCGUAUACUGACCCACGUGCUAAUAGUGUUAGGAAGUCGACCAAAAUAGCUUAUUGGGAUACAGAGUGUGUCCUUAGUGAAUUUCCAGAAGAAGGAACCAGCGAUCUCUCCGACUUUUACCUCUUUAUGUCAUCAAGCAAUGAAAACGCAAUUUCAGAAAAGAUCGACGACAAGUUUCCGAUGCAAGGCGAUGCCACAGAUGAUCUUAGAAGAUCCCCAGUUCUGACCGUUUCGGAUCCGAAAAUUAGCUCUAUGCCUCUGCUAUCUGGUCUUAUCUCGGCAGAUUUUAAUGGCAAAACCGAGGUCUUUGGUGCUGAGGUUUGUUCAUACGCUACCACCGCGAAUGUCGAUAUUGUUGACGGCAAUUCUCCAAAUAGAUCUUUAAAUGGGGGUACCGAGCUUCAAAAUACAUUCUCUGGCGAACGGCAAGCUUCUUGUACCAAAUCCAUCGAAAAAAAGAAAAAGAGAGCAAAAAAAGAACCUGUCUCGCCAACGAUUCGCCCUGACCCCUCGUGCUUUAUGUUGACCCGAGACGGGUAUUAUUACGACUAUAGAACGGCAUACUACUACCAAUUUGAUCGGAAUUGCAACAUGUAUUUCCCAAUAUCGGCACCGUCAAUUCUCUCAAAGGGGAAAGAAUCUGUCUCGUCGCAACCAGAGGGAUCCAUAUUUGCUUGUUUGCUUUGUAAAAAAUCGUUCUCCUCACAACGGCAACUGGACAUUCACAAGGACAAGUCAGAAAUACACAAGGUUACUCGUCCAUUUUCACCUUUAGAACAAUGCGCUACUUUAUACCGAAACAGAGAAGGACAAAAAAGUUGCUGCAAGCCCGAGCUUAUCUUCUGGAAUUGGGUCUAUCCUAAUGAAAAGCAUGGGGUGGAAGGAGGGCGAGGGCUUGGGUCCCAGUGGCAGUGGAAUAACAGAGCAAUUGAUGCCAAUUUAUCAGCUUUCAAAGCUAAUCCAAAAUCGAAACGUAUAAAUAGGAUCUCGUUUCUCGAACCUCACAACAUGUCUCAACAUUCGAAAUCUCUUUUGGUCAUUCUCACAAACUCCAGCAAGCUUUCCCAUGAAAGCGAACCAUCCCCUACUUCCCAUGUAACUGGAUUUGAUAUCAAGGAGGUCGCCUAUAUCUACAUGAAGCUUACAAAGAACUUUAAGGCUCCCAUUACUUUUGCCACCCCUCGCGGAGGAGAGGCCCCUAUUGAUCCCAGCUCAAGAAAGGAAGGUGAAAAGGAUGAAAUCGUCCGCGAAUUCCUUCGUGACAGCUCCCUUCAAAGCAUGUUCCGCUCGACCACUUCCCUCGAUGAGAUUCGUCCUGAAGAUUACUUCUGGGUUCUUAUUCCUGGAAAGCAUGGUGCCAUGAUGGAUCUCUCUGAGAAUUCCACUCUUCGCCGUAUUCUCAGCACCAUCUAUAAUGACAACCAGGGAUACAUUGCGACGAUUGGACAUGGUGUCUCUGCCCUCCUUUGUUGCCAGACUGGAGAGGGAUCUUCCAAAUUCGGCCCUAACUUUUUAAAGAACCGUUCGCUUACGGGCCCCACCAACGAAGAAGAGUCCAUGCUGAAGAUGGAUAAGCUAGUCCCCUAUCUUAUUGAAGAUCGUCUCCGUGAAUGUGGUGCCAAGUUUGAGAAAGAGUCCCCCUUCAAGCCAUUCGUUGUCGUAGACGAGCGUCUUGUCACCGGCCAGAAUUGUAACAGCGUCAAUCAGUGGAUUGAACACAUAAUUGAUCUGUGCCCCAGCCACAGAAAACAAU